Jaminaea rosea is the source of this 2927-nucleotide messenger RNA. Its product is annotated as Sec1-like protein. The transcript has 2 exons. Gene Ontology annotation, cellular component: secretory granule; plasma membrane. The record is from RefSeq and is a predicted model, not a curated record. Gene Ontology annotation, molecular function: syntaxin binding. The coding region runs from base 162 to 2897 and encodes 911 amino acids. Gene Ontology annotation, biological process: intracellular protein transport; vesicle-mediated transport. NCBI's taxonomy places the organism in Eukaryota, Fungi, Basidiomycota, Exobasidiomycetes, Microstromatales.
AGGGGAACCGCCCAACGACAUCCGCAGCCAACCGAUCAUCCGACUGCCCAUCAUCACGCUGCUGUGACCAGGAGCUUCCUCAGUCGUGGAUCUCAUCAUCGCUUCGUCAUCUAUAUCGCUGCCAACCGACCGUACCCAACUUAGGGACGACAUAAAUCGUGAUGCCUAGGAGCCUCGUCCACCUCGUACGAGAGCGCUACCUCACAUCGAUUCGCUCUGUCCAGCCUCCGUCAAGAUGGAAAGUCCUCGUUGUCGACAGCUUCACGCAGUCGCUCCUCAACUCGGUCCUCAAACUCAAUGACAUCUUGCAGCAGAACGUCUCCACGGUUGAGAAUAUCGAGCAUAACCGCAGCCCUCAAUCGAGCUUUGAGGCUUGUUAUCUCCUCACUCCAACCAGUGCCAACGUGGAUCGCCUCAUCCGCGAUCUCUCACCGCCACCACCGGGCAAGCAGCCACAAUAUGCUGCAGGUCACAUCUUCUUUGUCGAUAGCCUCUCAGAUGUGCUACUGCAGCGAUUGACGACGUCGUCUGCUGAGCCUCAAUUACGCCAGCUCAUCGAGAUGUUCAACAAUUUCUGGCCAAUCGAGGCUCAGGCCUUCUCCCUCAAGAGCCCGCAGUCCUUCUUCACCCUCUUUCAGCCCAUUGGAGGAGCAUAUGGGCCAGAUCAGUCGGAGGCAAUGUCUGCCAUCGAGGGAGACCUCUUCUUUGCCACGCAGACGCUUCUCAACGUCUGCGUCACCCUCAACGAGUUCCCUUUGAUUCGCUACUACAACCCGCAGCAUCCUGCGCUGGGACCGCUAGCUCCCAUCGCCAGCAACCAGGGUACCAUGAAUAGCGCAUACUCUGGCAGUGCCCGACUGGCCAGACUUGGCGGAGGAGGCUCAUCAAGAGAAGCUGCGUCGACGGGCGAGCACUUUACCCGCAAGCUCGCUUUUCGUCUGCAACAGGCCAUUGACGACUACGUGAGGGACAAUGAGCCAAAGUCAGAUCCAGGCAGACCGCGGGGCAUCCUCUUCAUCACCGAUCGUACCAUGGACACCAUUGCUCCUCUACUGCACGAAUUCAGCUACCAGGCAAUGGCAAAUGACCUUCUGCCAAUCGAAGACGGAAAUCGAUACCACUACCGCUUCUACACUUCCGAUGGCAAGCGCGAGGACAAGGACGCUACGCUGAGCGACGAUGAUGCCGUAUGGACGGGCAUUCGCCACCUGCACAUCGCAGAAGCCAUUGACCGCCUUUCCCGCGACUUCCAAGCUCACGCGGGUGAGGCGGGAGCGUACACGGACAAUGCCUCCAGUCUCAAUGACAUGCGCGACAUGCUCGCCAGCUUACCACAUAUGCAAGAGACAAAGGACAAGCUCAGCUUGCACCUGACGCUAGCUCAAGACUGCAUGUCCCGCUUUGAGAAGACUCGCCUCCCUCAACAGGCCAUGGUUGAGCAGAAUUGCGCUACUCGCCUCACACCAGAGGGUCAGAAGCCCCGCACCCUCGUCGAGGAAAUGGUGCCCCUUCUAGAUGAUCGGUCUGUAUCCAAUGCGGACAAGGUGCGCAUCAUCGCGUUGUACAUCAUGUACUGCGAAGGUGUCAACGACGAGGACCGCAAACGCCUCUUCCAGCAUGCGCGCCUUUCACUCCACGAGAUGGACGCCGUCAACAACCUCGUGCACCUGGGCGCACAAGUAGUGAAAGAUCCCAGCACGUCAUCAGCGUGGGAUGGCUGGUUCAGAAAGGGGAAGCGCAAGCAACAGCCAGGCGAGAACGAGUACGAGCUUAGCCGCUAUCAGCCAUUGUUAAAGUUGAUGAUCGAGGAUCACUUUGCGGGCAAGUUGGAUCAGACGACGUACCCAUAUGUGAGGGACGCCCCGCCUGAGAUGCCGACUGGGGCGGCCAGCUACUUAUCUGCUGGACUGGCAUCCGGCGGCAGAGAUUCGCCUCUGGCCAGGGUGGCUGGUCAGCUGGGCGGGUCAGGAGGCAGUGGCAGCGGUGGCAGCUCAGCGAGGCCCACCGGGGCACCGUCAUCAUUACGCAGUGCCAAGCCGACCUGGCAUCAAAAACCCCGAGGCGCAGGCGGGGCAGCGGGAGGCGGCGGUGGCGGCGGCAGCGGAGGUAGUGGCGAUCGCUACGGCAUGAAUGGCGGCAGCGCGGGUGCGGGCGGAAUGGGUGGCGGCUCCGGUGGUAGCGGCGCUUCGAUGCGCGACGAGACACGGCAGCGUGUCCUGGUCUUCGUGGCAGGGGGCAUGACCUAUUCGGAGAUGAGGUCCAUUUACCAGAUCAGCAACAAGAUGCACAAGGAUGGCUACAUCGGGUCAACGGACGUCUUCACGCCCGAGAGCUUCCUGAAUGCGCUCAAGACAUUUGGGAAGGCGGGAAACAGUGGGCCUUUGGGUCGAGGAGGGCCCGUUGGGGCGUCAAAUGGCCACGGAGGUGGCCUUCCAAGUGGGGCGAGCGUGUUAUCGCCGCCGUCGAAUGAAGUUUCUGGCCUCAGAUCAAAGGCGAGGCAGGCUCAGCACCAGCAACCAUCUCCGCCGCAGCCUGAUCAGAGCCAUUUUGAGCAGAGCAACUACGACAGGCGCUUCGGUGGUGCUUCGAGCACCGCAACACGUCCUGCGGCGCAACAUCAUCACACGCACACCGGCGCCACUCCAGGCCACCAGCAGCAGAGCUAUGGCAGAUAUGGCGGCGGCGAAGGAGGGGCCGGAUCAUCAAGAGAUGGCUAUGGAGGUGGAGCGGUUCCUUCGCACGUCCAAUCCUUCAAUGGCGCUAUUGGCCCCUCAACAUCGCAGGCUUCUCUGGGCAGGGCUUCUCUUGCCAGCUCGACGGCGUCUGGAAGAGAUGAGAAGGCGAAGAAGAAGAGGAACGUCUUCGGCUUCAAGAAGAGCGAUAAAAGUGGCAGUUGAGCGAGAGAGGGAGCGAGCGGGCAUGUAGAG